UGAACUUUGGCACUGAAGUCUGGACUCCACCUGGAAUGUGGGCCAAACUCGGAACUCAAGGUGCAGUCAUAUGACUCCCAGAUGGCUGAAUGCGAGUCAACAAAGCUGGAGAUGGCUUUGUGAAGGCAACUCGACAAGGUUCAUGUUCUUGAGGGUUUCGACUGUGUUGGAAGAAAUCCGUCCUGGCUGAUUUCAGCCUGGAAGGCGCGCAGGAAGAUGGGCGUCGGGAAGUGGGGUGUUGUUCAGGCAUUAUAGGAGGAUGGUAGUUUCUCUGUGGGUGCGCUGCGUCAAGCAAACUUUUCUUCACCUGUGCACGGUGUGAUUGCGAAUCCCGCAGGUACUGAUGGAAUAUCUGACUAACGGAAAUCCACGGCAGACAGCAGGAGAGGAGGACGGCUCACCGAGUCUCCAGAGAAGAGUAGCAGCGGUCAGUUCUCCUGCUCUGUCCGCCGCACGUCUCACCUUACCCGGAGUCAUGGACGCUGAGGGGAGGGUGGACGAGUCAAGACUGAGGAUGCACAUUUUCAAAAACGGUGGUGUCUCUCCCUCUGAGCGUGGCCUGGCGUGGCGCUUCCUGUUUGGGAUGUACCCAUGCAGCUCGACAGCUUUAGAGCGUCCUCUGCUGCAGGAGCAGUUGGCCAUACGUUACCAGGUCAUGAAAAGAAAGUGGCAGCAGUUCCUUCCGUCAGCUGUGCGGAUGCACCUCAAUGGCACUGAUGCUGAGUUGGUGGCAGCAGUCAGGUACUUCGACCAGAGGCAAGCACAAGUCCAGCAACAGGCCCAAGACCAGAGUGAGGUCAGGGACAGGCUGACUUUCUUAGAGCUGCAGGCACAGAUAUUGUUUGAGCGGGACACAUUUGACCAGGAAGAGCUACGGGAAGCCAUACGAAUCAUUGACAAAGAUGUCCCAAGAACUAACAGAGACCUGAGCUAUUACCAGGGUGAAGGUUCAGGCAAUCUGUUGGUGUUGAGAGAUAUCCUCAUCACUUAUGCUGCUUUUCAUCCAGAGGUCAGUUAUGCCCAGGGAAUGAAUGACCUGUGCAGUCGGUUCCUUGAGGUCCUUGACUCUGAGGUCGACACUUUCUGGAGUUUCUCCUGCUACAUGGAGAAGUUCUCCAAGGACUUCAGGGCUGAUGGUCUGCACAGAAAAAUAGAGUUGGAGGCGGCCCUGUUGAAGGAACUUGACCCACAGCUCCACGCUCACUUAGUUACAGACAGCAUGGAGAGCUUCACCUUCUGCCACAGAUGGCUGCUGCUGGGUUUCCAGAGGGAAUUUGAACACAGUGACGCGCUACGUUUGUUCGAGAUCCUGAGUUGUGACCACCUGGAGCUCAUUUCCCAACAAGUAGACCGAGCCCGUUAUCAGGAAAGGUUGGCACGAAAAUACAGCUCAGAGGAUAAUUCACAGUCAGAACUGCAGGCCAUCAACACUGACUUCACCUUUGAGCUCUUCAUCUGUGCAGCCAUUCUGUUAGACAACAGAGAGUCUCUGAUGCGGUGCAGAGACGAUGUACAGCUUAUCCAUUUUACGAGCAGCCUUCAGGGAACACUGGACCUGAACAGCACACUGAAGAAGGCAGAGCACCACUUCUACAACUACUGCAAGCGCUGUGCUUGGGACUACAUGAAUGGGCACUGUAGAGCACACAAAAGCAAGGAGGAAGACUUUCUUUAUCAGCUUCGUAGUUUAUUUGUUUUAAAGUGAUAUUAACUAUUUAAAUAUCUCACACUUGAAACUGUAAUUUGGAACAAGGGACCGGUAAUCUCUAUUUGGAGUUUAGAUGGCACGCAUUCUUCAUACUCCUGAGGGAAACACACUGAAGUACUGAUGGCUGCUUACUUUUUCAUCAGUUAUUGUUAUUGUUAUUAAAUGUAUAUUUUUUGUAUGAAUGUAGACCGACACAUA
Scomber japonicus (chub mackerel) is the source of this 1906-nucleotide messenger RNA. RefSeq names its product TBC1 domain family member 15. The transcript is spliced from 10 exons. Bases 344 to 1705 code for a protein of 453 amino acids. NCBI's taxonomy places the organism in Eukaryota, Metazoa, Chordata, Actinopteri, Scombriformes, Scombridae. Gene Ontology annotation, biological process: activation of GTPase activity. The record is from RefSeq and is a predicted model, not a curated record. Gene Ontology annotation, molecular function: GTPase activator activity.